AGGACAGAAAGGCGGGCAGAGAGGCGCAGUGCCGGGGCCACCUUCCAGCAGAGGGAGCAGCGUCCCGCGAGCAAACGGGCGCCCUCGGGAGACUUGCAGAGAGGCAGAGAAUCCUGCAGUUUCUCUCAUCUAAUUUUUGUUGCUAUGGAGACUACCAACAGGACUGAAACCUGGUAUGAAAGCCUGCAUGCUGUGUUAAAGGCUCUAAAUGCCACACUUCACAAUAAUUUGCUCUGCCGGCCAGGACCCCAGCUAGGACCAGAGCAAGUCAACCAGACUGAGGAGCAGCGGGCCAGCCUCCCUGGCCGUGAUGACAACUCCUACAUGUAUAUUCUCUUUGUCAUGUUCCUGUUUGCCAUCACUGUGGGCAGCCUCAUCCUGGGAUACACUCGCUCCCGAAAAGUGGACAAGCGUAGUGACCCUUAUCAUGUGUACAUCAAGAACCGUGUGUCUAUGAUCUGACUCAAGGUGGUCAGGGAUGGUAGAUGAUCAAGACACUGGAAGAUUGGCAGCUGGGGCUUCCAGAACUCUACUAUGGAUCACAUCAGACCUCAGAUUCUUUAAAAUCAACAAGAAACAGUGCUAAGGGAGAUCAGACCUGGACCUUGUGGAUAAGACUUUUUACAGGCAAAGACAGAUUUUAUAAACAGUGGGAGCUCAUGAACAAAUAUAUAGAAGUAUGAAAAGAUAAUGAACAAUGACUGGUCCAGUGUCUGUGGUACUGGUAGCUGGGGGUUAAACAAGAAAAGAGGAAGUAGUAGCAGAGGGAAAUGAAACAAGAAGAAGCUCUGGGGACACUUUUUUUAAUUUCAGCAAUGAGGACAUUAUCUUGUAUCACAGAUAGGAAAUCUGAAUAAUGUUAUUUAUUUAUAUUAAUUCACAUUUUAAAAACAUAUUUCACAAUUGUGAUUUUAUUUUCCCUGCACAGAAAGUAGAGGGCGAAUGCCAGGGGAUGCAUUUGGGCCAGGGUGGUGCCAUGGUUGGAGCUCAAGGGCUCUGAUCUCCUUGCCUUGAGCUGUUCAAAACUCAGUGCCACACAGGCAUGAAUCCAGAUCUGAAGCCUAUACUAUUCUAUGGAUUUUUUUAAAGAAAAAAAUCAUAAUUAUCUUGAUUUUUCAAGUAUUACAAAAAUGUAUCACGACUUAAAAUGUGCCUAGGGCCCUUCUUUGCACUUAAGGAGUCCAUACAAGUGCAGGCCCUGAAUGUUAAUUCUUGCUAACUCCGUGGCUGGUGUGUCUCUGGAGAUGUUUGCCCUUCUCAGCUGCAUUGGCAGUCAUGAGGUUUUCAUUACCUCUAGGGCAGCUUUUUUACUUUGAAUUCUGUGAGGAGCUGAAAUCUGCUUCGAGAUUAUGAUCAGAUCUAGGCAAUUAUUACGUUGAAAGAUGCAGAGUGUGAUAGGCAAGAUACAUGGUUCAGUAGGAGAACCAGGCCUGACUCUGGCAGUAAUAUGCUAUAUAACCUCUGGUGAAGCACUUUUCUCUGGUCCUUUUUCUUAAAUACACAAUUAAAUAGACUUGAAAGUCUUUGAGAGAGUCUGUCAGUUCUGAUAUUCAUAUACAUUAGCUUGAACCAUAUAAAAUGACUUUGUUUGUAGGUCAAAGAUAAUGAAAUAGUUUCAUGUAGUUCAACCGAAUUCAUGCAAUGUGGGAAUGAAUUCUUUACAGAUUUUUUCCCCCCAAAUCCUAGACUGGAACCACCUACUGUUUAGUUUGUCUGAUUUCAUUUUAAAAGAUCUGUAUGCUGUCCCCAGCAGGCUCCAUUGUAACAUAUGCAUUUGUAUAUAGCAAAAUGCUGAAAGAAUAUUUUAUAGCAGUUAUCUUUGUGAAACAGGGUUAUGUGUGAUUUUUUUUCUUUCUACUUUAUGUGUAUAUGUAACAUUUAACUUACCUGACUAUAAGUAUAUGACUUGUAUAAUGGGGGAAAUCUACUUCCACUUUGAAAACAAAACAAGACAUCGCUGUGUUUCUAGAGUGGAGGCUCACAGAAUGCCUUCUCCCCUAACAAGCAGUUCUGUACAGUGCUGGACAAUCUGUGGCUAGCUCCAUGUAUGCUUCUUCUUUAUGAGGGAGAAAGUGGAGACCUCCUUAAAGAGAUAUGAAAUACUGGUAAGAACAGAUUUUUGGUUCUGGUUUAAUGAGAUGGGGUCUUGCUAUGUAGUUCAGGCUGGCCUUGAA
Octodon degus (degu) is the source of this 2174-nucleotide messenger RNA. It is a transcript of the gene Kcne3, whose product is annotated as potassium voltage-gated channel subfamily E regulatory subunit 3. The coding region runs from base 145 to 462 and encodes 105 amino acids. Lineage: Eukaryota; Metazoa; Chordata; Mammalia; Rodentia; Octodontidae. The record is from RefSeq and is a predicted model, not a curated record. Gene Ontology annotation, molecular function: potassium channel regulator activity; voltage-gated potassium channel activity involved in ventricular cardiac muscle cell action potential repolarization; transmembrane transporter binding. The transcript is spliced from 2 exons. Gene Ontology annotation, biological process: ventricular cardiac muscle cell action potential; potassium ion export across plasma membrane; regulation of ventricular cardiac muscle cell membrane repolarization. Gene Ontology annotation, cellular component: membrane.